Molecule: messenger RNA, 981 nt
Organism: Mastomys coucha (southern multimammate mouse)
Lineage: Eukaryota; Metazoa; Chordata; Mammalia; Rodentia; Muridae
Product: zinc finger protein 431-like
Exons: 2
Coding region: 1-945 (314 amino acids)
Biological process (GO): negative regulation of transcription by RNA polymerase II; regulation of cytokine production; regulation of immune system process
Source: RefSeq, a predicted model, not a curated record
AUGCCACCUGGGAAGCUGCAGAUGAAGCUGCCCCUCGGCCCCCCUGCCUACAACCGACCAGCGCCAGGACUGCAGAGGACAACAGGACCUAGAGCAGAUGCAGUGACUUUUGAUGAUGUGCAUGUGAGCUUCACUAGGGAAGAGUGGAAUUUGCUCGAUCCUUCCCAGACAAGUCUCUACAAAGAUGUGAUGUUGGAGACUUACUGGAACCUCACUGUUAUAGGAUACAAUUGGGAAGAUCAUCACAUAGAAGAACAAUGUCAAAGAUUGAAAAGUCUUGAAAGACAUGUAAGAAGUCAUAGUGGAGAGAAACCAUAUGAAAAUAAGCAAUGUGGUAAAGCCUUUGCAAUACCCAGUCAUCUCCAAAGACAUAAAAGCCUAUAUACUGGAGAGAAGUCUUAUGAAUGUAAUCAAUGUGGUAAAGCCUUUUCAUGUCAGAGUCAUCUCCAAUAUCAUAAAAGAAUACAUACUGGAGAGAAGCCUUAUGAAUAUAAUCAAUGUGGUAAAGCCUUUUCACAGCAGAGUAGUCUCCAACGUCAUAAAAUAACACAUACUGGAGAGAAGCCUUAUGAAUAUAAUCAAUGUGGUAAAGCCUUUUCACAGCAUAGUAGUCUCCAAAGUCAUAAAAGCCUACAUACUGGAGAGAAGCCUUAUAAAUGUAAUCAAUGUGGUAAAGCCUUUUCACAAUCUUGUCAUCUCCAACGUCAUAAAAGAACGCAUACUGGAGAGAAGCCUUAUGAAUGUAAUCAAUGUGGUAAAGCCUUUUCACGUCACAGUGGUCUCCAAUAUCAUAAAAGAACACAUACCGGAGAGAAGCCUUAUGAAUGUAAUCAAUGUGGUAAAGUGUUUGCGCAAUCCAGUCAUCUCCAAAGACAUAAAAUCAUACUGGACAGAAACCUUAAGAAUCUAGUCAAUGAGCCAGGCAGUGGUGGUGCACACCUGUAAUCCCAGCACCCCAGUGGAAGGCAGAUUUCUGAGUUC